Molecule: messenger RNA, 4488 nt
Organism: Fundulus heteroclitus (mummichog)
Lineage: Eukaryota; Metazoa; Chordata; Actinopteri; Cyprinodontiformes; Fundulidae
Gene: arvcfb
Product: ARVCF delta catenin family member b
Exons: 21
Coding region: 481-3429 (982 amino acids)
Biological process (GO): cell-cell junction assembly; cell-cell adhesion
Cellular component (GO): cytoplasm; plasma membrane; nucleus
Molecular function (GO): cadherin binding
Source: RefSeq, a predicted model, not a curated record
UAAUUAGCAUCAGCAAACGUCUGCUGUUGUUUAACUGCUAUUGUAUUUGAGUUUAGAUGAAAACUGAAAAGCCCUGACAGCUUUUUUUUUAAAUGCAGAAUAUUAAUUUCCCCUUUGGAUGCAUAAAGCGCAUGCUUUGUUUAUUUGCAAAUGUGAUCAUUUACUCUCACCAUUUCUUCAUUUUCCUGCUUAUUGCAAUAAAAGUCAGUGUUUAUAAAGAUGCCUUUGGCUUUGCAGGACCAGCAGCUCAAGCGUUGUGACUCUGCUCUGACUGAUGUAAGCAGGCUCUGAGAUUUGUAUGGGUCAUUCUCAUCCACCAAAGACCUCCCCCCGGCAGACCGAACAAGCGUUUUGACUCCAGCAGAGCUACAGCUGUCCUCGGCCUGCUUGUGGUCUGAGGGGACUCACAUCAAAGCUCUCCAUUCUUGGUUUUGCUUCAUUAGAACUGAGACCUGUCCAAGCUUCAGCCCAACCCUGCACAUGGAGGACUAUGACGUUCGCUCUGCUGCCAGCAUCCUGGCCUCGGUGAAGGAGCAGGAGGAGCGUUUUGAGCAGCUAACCCGAGCCCUGGAGGAGGAGCGCCGCAACGUCACCCUGCAGCUUGAGCGGGCCAAUCUGCCACCCAACCCCGCCGUCAGCCAGCCACUAGCAUGGCAACAAGUGGUGAUGCAGGAGCAGAGCCCCAGUAACGCCACAUCCCUGGCCAUGAUGCAGGAGCCGCAGGAGGUGGUGGAGGAGACGGUCACCAUAGAGGAAGACCCUGGCACCCCCACCUCCCACGUCUCUGUGGUCACCUCUGACGACGGAACCACACGGCGCACAGAGACCAAGGAUAUGUCAACCAAUGUCAAGGUGACUAAGAUGGUGAAGACGGUGACCACCAGAACGGUGCGUCAGGUUCCCCUGGGCCCAGACGGCCUACCCCUGCCUGAAGGCUCGUCGCCUCUGAGCAGCUACACCGACUCCAUCGACCGGCGAUACAUGAAGAACGGAGGCGAGCGCUUCAUCACACCCCAGGCAACCUCCACCCUGACGCGCGCCUACAACAACUCCUACAACGACUCGUACUGCGAGACGCCGGAGAGCCAGUACAUCCGUCACUACGGCCUGCACGACGGCUACGCCGACUUGACGGACAACUACGGCAGCCUGUCGCGCGGCGUCAACUUCCGGCCGCCGCGCUACCCCUACAUGCCCAACAGCUACCGCCCGGAGAACAGCUACACCCUGCCCAUCCGCAAGGACGACUACGGCCAUGUGGCGCAGCCCCAGGUGCCCAUGGGGAGCAGCACGGUGGACCUGAACCGCUCGCAGCCCGAGCGCUUCCAGCCCGAGCCGUACGGCUUGGAGGACGACCGCCGCAGCUUGGGGCCCGAGGAGGAGGAGCCGUACGAGCUGGAACCGGACUACUCCACCGCCAGCCGCCGGACCCUGCCUGGGACCAACCGCGGCCGCACUCACAGGGAACCGCUGCGUGAUGUGCACAGGGUCAGAGGGUACCCGGAUGACCCCAUUGAGGCGGAGCUGAUUGAUGAGCGCCACCCUUACAUCCACGGUAUGUAUUCAGCACCGCUUGCCCAGCCCGAGAGAGGGAGCAUGGCCAGUCUGGACCGAAUGGCUGGCCGGCGGUCCCCCUCCAUCGACAGCAUUCGCAAGGACCCACGCUGGCGGGACCCCGAUCUCCCCGAGGUCAUCGCCAUGCUGGGCCACCCCAUCGACCCGGUGAAGUCCAACGCCGCCGCCUACCUGCAGCACCUCUGCUACGAGAACGACAAGAUUAAGAAGGACGUGCGGCAGCUGAAGGGGAUUCCUGUGCUGGUGGGGCUUCUGGAUCACCCGAAGUCCGAAGUGCACCGCAAGGCCUGCGGGGCACUCCGGAACAUCUCUUACGGCAAGGACAACGAGAACAAGGUGGCCAUCAAGAACUGCGACGGUAUCCCGGCCCUUAUCCGCCUGCUGAGGAAGACCAACGACAUGGAGGUUCGAGAGCUCAUCACUGGUACUCUGUGGAAUCUGUCAUCCUAUGAGCCCCUGAAGAUGGUGAUCAUCAACCACGGGCUGCAGACCAUGACCAACGAGGUCAUAAUCCCACACUCGGGUUGGGAGCACGAACCCAACGAGGACUCGAAGCCACGCGAUGCAGAGUGGACCACCGUCUUCAAGAACACAUCCGGCUGCCUCAGAAACGUGAGCUCAGACGGGGCAGAGGCUCGGCGCAGACUGAGAGAAUGCGAUGGACUGGUUGAUGCUCUGCUGCACGCGCUGCAGUCCGCCGUAGGGAAGAAAGACAUGGACAACAAGUCUGUUGAGAACUGCGUUUGCAUUAUGAGGAACCUCUCCUAUCACGUGCACAAAGAGGUGCCGGGAGCUGAGAGAUUCCAGGACCCGUCAGCCCUGCAGGCCCCUGGAUCGGCUGGACCACAAAGGAAAAAGAAGGAUGACGCCGGCUGCUUCGGAGGAAAGAAGGCCAAAGAGGAAUGGUUUAAUCAAGGCAGAAAGAAUGGUGAAAACGACAAAAACUACGACACAUUGGAUCUACCUAAACGUACAGAGCCUUCCAAAGGCUUUGAGCUUCUGUACCAGCCCGAAGUGGUGAGGCUCUACCUGUCCCUGCUGACGGAGAGCCAGAACUACAACACCCUGGAGGCAGCUGCAGGGGCUCUGCAGAACCUCAGCGCUGGACAGUGGACCUGGUCCAACUACAUCCGAGCCACGGUGCGGAAGGAGAAAGGCCUCCCCAUCCUGGUGGAGCUGCUGCGCUCCGACUCUGACAAGGUGGUCCGAGCUGUGGCCAUUGCUCUGCGCAACCUUUCCAUCGACCGACGCAACAAGGAUCUGAUUGGCAGCUAUGCCAUGCGGGACCUUGUGAGCAACCUGCCCAGCGGUCAGCAGCGCCCAGCCAAGAACCUGGAGGAGGACACCGUGGUCGCCAUCCUCAACACAAUUCACGAGAUUGUGACGGACAGCUCCGAAAACGCCCGCUCCCUCGUCCAGGCCCAGGCCAUCGAGAAGCUGGUCGCCAUCAACAGGACCAGCCAAUCAGCUCGUGAAACAAAAGCAGCAUCCCACGUACUGCAGACGGUGUGGAGCUACAAGGAGCUGAGGAACGCUCUGACUAAGGACGGUUGGAACAAAAGCCACUUCCAGCCCGCUGUGACGGCCACCCCUAAAGCCACCAAGAACGGCAAACCAGGUUAUGACGACACCACUCUGCCGCUGAUGGAGAAGAACCAAGACGGCUACUCCACCAUUGACCAGAGGGACAAGGAGUGCAAAUACAAAGCAGAUGACGGCUCGGCGGACCUGACAGAACGGGAACCAUUAAAGAAUGACACAAAUAGGAAACACUAUAUCAGGAGUAACAGGCCUGCGGUCAGUCUGGUGGACGCUUGUGAUGUUAAGCCUCAGCCUGUUGACUCCUGGGUCUAAGUGCAUGCAUGGCUUAAAACGGCAAUAGUGCGACAUCCCCAGCUACAAGAGGAUCUCUCAUAUCACCACUGCCAUUUCACAGGAGCUCAUCUUUGGAGUGGGACUUUGUACAGAGAAGAGGAUUAAAAAAAAACACAAACAAAUAUGGCCACAACAGAGACUACCCAGCAGCAGUCAUGUUUUUUCAAAGGAAAAAAAAAAAAACGGAUUUUUAAAAAGAGUAAUGACACUUCCUACUCUGUCAUAUCUACAUUCCUCGACAUCAUGUGAAUUUUACAGUUUUGACUCUUGCUCUGAUGGCGGGAAUGCAACGAGCAGAAGAGGCGAAGUGAAGCGGCGUAGAAGGAAAAGGAAACCUGCACUGGAAGGAUACCUGCUGGAGAGGAAAUGGAGGGAAAGGAUGCUCCUUUUUUUUAAAAAUGUUCCAUUUCAUAUGUGGUUAAGGGAGUUUUUGGAGAACUCUGAGGGUUGUCUGAUUUUGGUAUGUUGUUCUGAAAAGGGUUUUGGAAGCAGAGAAAGAAGAGGGAGGAGAGAACCGAGCCUGAGGAGAGCUGUAGCAUUGUGGAGGGACGUGUAAAAGAGUCUGUCCUCCUGGACUAAAAACAAAAUCCAUCUGGGUUCACUGUGUUGUUUUUAUAAUACAAAAAAAAUAAAAUAUUAAAAAAGACGGGACUGUUUUUACAUCAGGAGUGGGAAUCGGGUUAAUCACGUUAAGUAGUUAGGAACCUGCAAGUUGGGAUCUGGAGAAAAGCAAGUGAGAUUCUGAGUGAGUUCGGCGUUUCAAUCUUCACACAACGUCACAGGAGGAAGCUCGCAUGGUUUCCGGGCCAAAAUCAGAGACUUUGUUUGUUUCUUUCAUCCCGUACGAGCCAAACAAGUUCUCUCACAGAGCUGCCAUCUCUCGUGUGAACUCUCAGGUUGUGUAGCGGUGCGGCUUCAUGAGUUUCCUGGCUGGUCGCUGUUUGUCAGUGUUGUGUAUCGAUGAGGAUUCAAGGUGUUUUGUUUAUAAGUGCUCUGUGUGUCUGAGGAGAGCAGAUUGUAAAAAAAAAAAAAAAAAAU